CUUUUGUGUUAGGAGGAAUGCCACGUAACUUUCGCCAUUUUGGAAAUCGACCGGUGUUGUCACAGGUAAACACAUGUUACAUUUGGACUGAAUAAAGCAGAAAAUUAACCCAGACAAGUGCUUGGACUUUAGAAAAAGCCAUGGAUCGCUUAUAUCUUGUCUGUUCUAUGAUUUUAAUUCUCAUAUCCACUGUUUUCGGGACUGAAUUGACAUUUGAACUUCCUGAUAGUGAGAAGCAGUGUUUCUUUGAGAAAAUAGACAAAGGAGUACAAUCUACAAUAGAAUUUCAGGUCAUAACAGGCGGGCAGUAUGACGUAGAUAUGGAACUGACGGCCCCUAAUGGUCAGACCCUAUACAAGGAUGUCAAGAAACAGUACGACAGCUUCACAUGGACCCCAGACCAGACCGGAAUCUACAAAUUCUGCUUCAGUAACGAAUUCUCCACAUUUUCCCACAAAGUUGUCUACUUUGACUUUCAGGUCGGAGAAGAGAAACCUCUAUUUGACCAGGAGAAUAAGCAGGCUACAGCAAUGACUAUGAUGGAAACUGCCACAGAGGAUAUCCACAAAUCCCUAAAUGACGUCAUAGAUUCUCAGACUCACUUCAAACUCCGCGAGGCAACCGGAAGAAUAUUCGCAGAGGAGCUCCAUUCUCGCGUGAGUUACUGGUCUAUAGGCGAGACUUUGAUUAUUCUUCUCAUCGGACUCGGACAAGUGUUUAUCUUGAGAAGUUUCUUCACCGAGAAGAAAACGAGUGGCAUGCCUAUUCAUUCGUAAUAUCUUGACUCCAAGACCAUUUAUUUAUGUUCAAAUAAUAUUGUGUUCAAUGUUAUAGGUAAAAUGUUUGUUCAAGUCAGGUAACAUUACUCAUAGAAAUAUAUAUUAUUUAUGAAAAAAUGUAAUUUUUUUUUCAAACAUGUCCCAUUAGUUAAGAUUCUUCGUAACUUCUUUCAACUAUUACGUUAUUCAGACAUUUUUUUAACGAUCGAUUGAACAAAUUUAAAUUAUUACAUGUAUACAUAACGUAGAAAUAGAUCAUUUAAUGGGGGAUUUCUGGGCCUGACACAACUUUUAGAAUGCUGUUACAGAUUGUUUCAUAACUGACAUGAUAUCACAAAUCGCCAUACUGAGUGAUUUGCUGUAUUUAAUAAGGCAUAAAGAUAAUCCUAUGAACACUAUGUCUUUUUAGACCAAAAAAUACACCUUUUUGGAAAAAAUCCGAAUUUGUUCUGAAGUGUUGAAAAAUCCGAUCUUAUAUUAGUAAUCGCUUGUUUGUGUUUUCUUUAUUUAUAUAGGUCAGAUGUUUAUAUAGGUCAGAUGUUUAUAUAGGUCAGAUAGGUCUUGAUUUUAUACCUUUCCUUCUCAUGUUGAGAUAAAAUACAUUUAUAGUAAUUAAGGAAUGAAUUUAAUAGAUAGUUUUCAGUAGGCCCAAAUUAGCAAGAGUUAUUUCCCGUUGGCCGCCAUAUUGGAGGUCAACAUGCUCAUAUUCCUUCAUUAUUCUACCAAUUUUGACUUUUUAUACUGGUCAUUGUGGGGUAGGAAGCAUUGUUUUUUCUGAAAAAUAUAUAUUUGUUAAAGCCUCCUUUAUUUCAUAAUUUUUAUUCUAUAAAGAUUUUCCCCCAGCUAUUUCUGCUACACCCUCUUAGAUUUGGUAAAACAAAGAGGAAAAAAAUACCAGGUUGACCACUAAGAUGGCGGCCAAGGGAAAUAACUCGGAGAAAAAAUCUGUCAUAUGAAAACUAUAUAUACAUUUAUAGUGUUUAUCCGCCAUUGUAUUUUUCUAGGAAAACAGAUAUGCAUAUAUUUCUAUAAAACACUGAAUCUAACCGCAGGCACUGUUUGUUAGAAAAAAACCUAAGCAGAAUAAAUUAAUACACGAAUUUCUUUUGGAACUUUUGUUUUCUUAUUUUCAUUGUAAUACAAAAUUAAAUAAUUGUUUAUCAGUCUUGUUCAUUGAGAAUGCGUUUACUAGUUUUAUAAUAUUUUCAAAAUGUAGGUGUUUGUUUCGCUUAAUAUUAAUAUCGAUGAGAGCUUUAAAAUUUACGGUUUCAUUUAUAUAUGUAUUUAAAAAUGAAAAGGGUUCUUGGUUAUAUUUAUAUUUAUUAUUGAAUCAUGCUUGUAUAGUUAUUAUUAUUCUUUCUCAAAGUUCUGAAUGAGGUUUGGAAGUGUACAUUUUAGCCUUAAACAUAUUUUUAAGAUUAUUUUUUAAUGUACAUUUAUAGGAGGUACUUCAAUGGUUGUGACUGGACAUCAAUGAAUACUAAUUAAUGUUCAUGUGUCAAUGUUACCUCCCCUUUUUUGUCUGCAGAGUGGAUUUGUAUUUUAAGAUCAUAAGAUACCCUAAAUCUGAAAAUGGGGAUUUCAUCAUACUUUCUUCUUUUUUGUCGGUUUUUGGUUCAAAUUGAUUUGUUUUAUGGUAAAAAGUAAAUUAAAUUUAUAUUUAAUAGAUAUAAUAGAGGUAUUGAUAUAAUAUUGGCAUAGGAAUGGGGAGAAUGAAAGAAAAAAUAGGGCUAGUUUGAUAGGAAGAUUUCUUGAUAAUUUGAGUUUCUGCAAAAAUUAAGCCUGCACAAAAUGCUUUACAAAUUUCUAUAUAGCAUAAUUUCUCGAGUAUCAUAUGUCCUUAAGUACAAAUUGCGUAUUUUGGUAGUGUUUGUAGGUAUGAACAGUAUUUAAGAAAGCUCUAAACACCAACAAAAAGUGCUUUUUGGACUUGGAGAAAUAUAUAUCAUGUAAAUGUGUUCAUACUGAGACUAUUUAAUUCAUUUUCAACAUAGGGUACCUGCCUUAUUUCUGAAGGAAAAAUGUUCAAAGAAAAUGGACUAUACGUGAACCGAAAUCACUGUUGUUUACUUACACUGGGAAUAUUAAUGGAAAUAAUGAAUUCAAUUACUUAUUCUUGGCCUAAUAUAAUGCUAUGAAUAUUUUAAUCUAUUACAAAUGGUGUAAUUAACUGUAAAUAACCAUUUUUUCUAUCUCACUUUCAAGGGCAGAUAACUCUAACCUCAUAAAACUACCCUACAAUUAGAACUCUUUAGUGUGCAGUGUUUAGAGCUUCCUUAAGCCAUGAUUUAACAAAUGGAGAUAACGCCGUACGACAGAACUGUAUGUAAGUGUGUUCUAGUGUAUUGUUCUUUUGAGAUCAAAUGAAGUGUUGCAAUAAAAAAUAAAUUCAGAAAAAAA
Molecule: messenger RNA, 3179 nt
Organism: Saccostrea echinata
Lineage: Eukaryota; Metazoa; Mollusca; Bivalvia; Ostreida; Ostreidae
Product: transmembrane emp24 domain-containing protein 7-like
Exons: 3
Coding region: 141-776 (211 amino acids)
Biological process (GO): intracellular protein transport; endoplasmic reticulum to Golgi vesicle-mediated transport; Golgi organization
Cellular component (GO): endoplasmic reticulum; Golgi apparatus; endoplasmic reticulum-Golgi intermediate compartment
Source: RefSeq, a predicted model, not a curated record